AUUUCAUUUGCUAUUUAACAGAAGAAUUGGUUCGAACAUUUCUUUAUGAAGAAGCAGUUAUUAUCUCUACUUAAAUAAAUUAAUAAAAUUCUAAAAAUUCCAGUAACUGUGUGUUCAUUAGCUUCCAUCUACAUGUUAAUACAUUGCAUCCCAAAUUCAUUUCUUAUUAUAAUGCCACUGAACGAAUCUCAUCGAUGUCUAUUUUUAAACACAACAAAGUGUUUCAUCGGACAGCAGCAAUACGUUUAUAUCUCAAUAUUGCAAAUGACAUUUGGAAUAAUUGUUGCAACGAUUACUGGAAUAGCUACCGAAACGUUUUCGUUAUCAAACGCAUUACAUGCUUUUGCAUUAUUUAAACUCGCUAGUUAUCGUAUGGAACGUAUAUUAAUUGGAAAUGAUCUGCAGAUGUCUGCGACUAAAAAAUACGUCUUAUAUCGUGAUAAAAUAGCUGCUGCAGUUGAUAUCCACAAAAGAGCAACCGAAUUUUCUAACUUAUUAGUAGCAACUUUUGGGACACCGUAUUUGUUUUUAUUUAUAUUGUCCGAAUGUUCAGCAAGCAUUUGUUUGUUUCUAAUCUUGACCAUGAGACUGAGACCAUUAGAAAUAAUCAUGUCUGUCCUAUGUAUAUUUUGCAAUUUUUUAUUCCUAAUUAUAGGCAAUUUUGUUGGACAGAUAUUCAUAAAUUAUGACACAUAUAUCUAUGAAAGAUUAUGCAAUAUACGAUGGUACAAUAUUCCGCUGAAGGCACAAAAAUUGAUACUCUUUAUGAUGCAAAAGGCCACGAGAAGUUACAAAGUUGACGCAGGCGGUAUGUUUAAUCCUAGCUUGAAAGGUUUAGCUACGACUAUGAGUCUUAUGUAUUCCUUUGUCAUGAUGUUAACUUCUAUGCAACGAUAACGGCCAUUAACACGAAAAAUAUCACAAUUAAUCGCAGUCUAUUAAGACGUCUAUUUAAGAUAAGACGUACAAGAAGAUUACAAGAAUAUAUUGUAUUUUAAAUGUUAUGGCAAACCUUUUAAUGUUCUCUUUUACAUGUAAAAAACAACUCGAUUGAACAAUUUGAGUGAAAAAAUA
Harpegnathos saltator (Jerdon's jumping ant) is the source of this 1074-nucleotide messenger RNA. RefSeq lists its product as uncharacterized. Gene Ontology annotation, cellular component: plasma membrane. The coding region runs from base 133 to 897 and encodes 254 amino acids. Gene Ontology annotation, molecular function: odorant binding; olfactory receptor activity. The record is from RefSeq and is a predicted model, not a curated record. Lineage: Eukaryota; Metazoa; Arthropoda; Insecta; Hymenoptera; Formicidae. The transcript has 6 exons. Gene Ontology annotation, biological process: sensory perception of smell; detection of chemical stimulus involved in sensory perception of smell.